AUGCUUCCAUUGGGGUACAUUGCUUUGUAAUAUUUAGUUUUUAGUGAUUUAAAUGCUUAGAAUUUGAGAAACUGCAAAGGUGAAAUGCAUAGGAAUCGAAGUGCAAGGAAUUUAUGGUAAAAUGAUUAGAAAAGUCCUAGAGCAAAUGUACAAUAGAAAAAGUAAUGAUUAAAUAUUGAUUAGGGAAAGAGUCAGGAAAAAGAGUACUUUCAAGUUUGAGAAUGUUUAAGAUGACAUAAUUCAAAUUCAAAUGGCUUCUGAUGAGAGUUAUGAAAUGGAUAUCAAUGAGGAGAUAGAAAUUGAUAAAAAUGCAAUGUUUAGAGGCAUGCAAACUGAGAUCAGUCCUGAUAGAAGGAAAACAUUCAGAGCCAAGCAUUGGUAAGUUUAUAAAACUCUUCAAUAAUACAUGGAUGAGGAGUUGAUUGACGAAGAGAAAGAAGAUGGUCAAGAGCAAACUCCAACUCCUUUAGUGAGACAAAAUCAAAAAUUGGCUCCUGAUGAGCUAAUAUUUUAAAAGAAUUUAUAAAUCCCAGAUAUUAUAGACGAAUUUACAAAGUUGUAUGAAUCUGAUCCUCACAAUGAUAAUUACAAUCUAUAAUUAGUGCAUGUAGAAGGUUGGGAAGAAAUUUGGUUGAACCAUAAAUUUUAUAAAGAUACGUAUAUUUUGCUAUGGUUGAGAAAGUUAAUUGUAACAUUUUUUAAUUCAAUUUCAUUAAUUUGUUAUAAAAUUACAACCAACAUAGUAUCGAACUUUAUAAUGCUAUUAUUAGUUUCAAUAAAUAUGGUGUUGUAUAUAACCAAAUUUUAUGAUGAUGUUUACAUCACAUACAAAUCAUUGUUUGAUGGUUGGUCGUUAAGUAAUAAGAUAUAAUUUGAUAUUAGUUUUCUUUUGGAUUUAUGUUGUAGAACAUGGUAUAAAGAUAGUUGGAUUAGGAUUAGUGGAGUUCUUAAAGGUAUUCUGGAAUUGCUACGAUCUUGUCAAUGUAAGAUAUUGAAAAAGUGUUUAGCUUAUUCUCUUUGGGUUGUACAUUUAUGGCAGUUUAACAUUUGACUUCUCUCCCUUAAGAGCUAUGAGAAUAUUGAUCCAAUUGGCAAAGAUUUCAUCGUAAUUAUAAAAGACAUUGAAAGCUUUGACUGAAUCAUUGAAGUAUAUGAUGGAAGCAUCCCUGGUGGUGUUGAUAUUUUGUAUAUUCUUUGCCAAUGUUGGUGUUCAUCUAUUCAGUUAAUUAUUAUUGAAUAGAUGUUUCAUAAUUGAAGAUGGGAUCCAAGAUAUCCAAUAAAAUAUAUGUGGUUGGGUGAAUUGUCCAAAUAAUAUGAAAUGUUUUAAAUCUUUGAACAAUGUUGACACAGCUACUAAUUUUGACAAUUUCUUUUUUGCUUUUGCUCAAAUCAUUCGUACGAUUACUAUGGAUAACUGGACUGAUGUUAUGUAUUAUACUAUGUACACUCUCAGUCCAAUGACAUGGGUCUACUUUGUUUUGGUCAUUUUUAUUGUAGGUAUGAAACUGCAUUAUUUUUAUAGGUUUCUUCGCAUUUAAUCUGAUUAUUGCUGUUUUGAAGACAUAUUAUUCAUAAAUAGUAUCCAAUUAUUAAGAAGAUAAGGAAGAGUUAUCAAAUAAAUAAUCUUACAUUGAACCAUUAAAUCUAAGAUUCAUCAAAAAUAUUGGAUUGUAUCAUUAGAUUAAAACGUUAUAAAAGGUGCGUAAGCGAUUUUCUCAAUCAUCACUUUCUCAAUCAAAUGUUUCAUAAAUUAAGUCUAUUGAUAAUUUAAUAUUUUCACCAAAAGGAAAUCUUUUGUUACAGAAAUCUAAAAUCAAGGCUCAAUUCACAAAUGGGUUUGGAUAAAUUAACAAAUUGUAGAAAAUGGUGAGGAGAGCCAAAACCGUUAAAGAGAAGAAAAAAUAAUUAAGGUUAAUCUUAUCUGCUAGAUAACAGAGAUUACUCUAAAAGAGAGAGAAUGAAGAAAUGGGCAUAAUUAAUAGCAAUGAGCAAAGCAUUUUUGAUAAAUGUAAUUUGAAAGCUAUUCUGUAACCACAAAGAAAUUUUAAUAUUGAAUAAUCAAAAUAUGAAUAGGCAGUGCAAGGAGAUGUUAAGGGUAAGAAAAUAUUAAUGAGUUUAAAAUACAAUGAUGUGUUGGCAUGGAAAUUGGAUUUGAAGUACUCAUAAUAUCAUUCUACAUCUAAAAGAGAUGUAAUAAGUGAACUCAAGGAGAUUUUAGAGAAAGAAAAGAAAUUGAAAGAGCAGUAUGAGAAGGUUAAAAGACAAAAUUUGAAAUAGUACUAUAUGUUAGACAUCUAUGAUAAGCAAAAGGAUAAGGUAACUUAAGAAAAAUUGAAAUCAUCAGAUAAUGGACCUUCAUCUAUUCAAAGACUCUACAGCAUUAAGCUUGAAAUUAAUACUAGAAGUAGAGAAUAAAGUACUGCUUCAAAAAUCAAAUAGAAGUUCCCAAUUAAAAUGAGCAGAAGAAUGUUUACUUCUGAAUUGGACUUGGAUAAUUCAAAAAAUGAAAUGCCAAGUAACAAAUCAACAAUGACCCGUAAGUCCUAUUUCGAUCACUUAAGAAAACAGAGAUUAUUCUUUUAGCGAUCUCAAACUAAAAUGGCAAGGGGAACUUCUGAUGGUUUUAUGGAAUUUCCAGAAUGGCAAGAGGGGCAAUCGUAUAUCACAAUAAAUGGUAUUAAGUGGAAUCAUGAGGCCUGUUCAAUUUUGAUUAAUAGAAAGAUUAAUGAUUUGGAUGAUCAACAGGAGGUGGAGGAUGACCAAAUUUUAGAUUUGGAUUGGAUGGAUCAAAAUUAUGAGCACUUUGUUAAAAUUAGAGUAAUCUAUUUUGUAUUAUUCUUAAUAGAAAAAAGAAUUAGAACAAGGAUACAUAAGGAGACAUAAUAUUUCAAUUCUGAAUAUCUUGUAAAAUGUGACCAAAAAUAAAUUGAUCGCCAUCCUCAAACAGCUCAAUAAGCAUUAAUAUAACAUUUGGAUCUAAGGAUUUUAUGGUUAUUGGAUAGUACUGUAAUUUAAAUUGCAUUAAUUAUUGGAGGAAAAGACUGUCUCAAUUAUUUUUGAUUUGUACACCAUGGUUAAUUUCUUUAUUCUUUGUUCAGAUGGCUAUUUAAGAUCUGAUUUAGUUGAAUCCAUAAAUUCAGUUAUGACAUUCUUAUUAUUGGGGGAAAUAAUUUUGAAGAUUAUAGGAUAUGGAAUUCAAGAAUUUAGUAAAAAGUCUAGUAAUAACUUGGAUGCUUUUGUUAUUGUCUUGUGUUUGAUAUAAUACUUUAUUUCAAUCACUCAACCCUUUUGGUUGGUACAAUAUAGCAGUGAAAUUAAAGUAUUAAGAGCAUCAAAAGCAUUUAUGCUCUAUAGAGUGAUUAAAUAUAACAAAUUUAUUGUAAGAAUAAUGAAGAUUGCUUAAUUGACUAUGAAGUCAUAUAUAAAUAUCACAUUUCUAAUGUUCUAUAUUAUUUUUAUGUAUGCCAUAAUGGGAUUAUAGUUUUUUGUGAAUAAGUUUGAUGAAACCUAGAGAUUAGCUUAGUUGCAUUCAUUUAAUAGCAUAGGAAAAUCAUGGAUGACGGUAUUUAAUACAAUUACAAAUGAUGAUGCAGUUGGAAUGUUAAAAGUGGCUACAUAAUACACUGAUACUUGGAUUGGAUUGUUGUUUUACAUCACAAUGGUAUUUGGACUAAACUAUUUAAUAUAUGGUUUGGUGAGUGCAGUUUUAUUGGAUGCAUUCUCAUCGGAAUUAGAAAAGGGAAAUCAAUUUGAGGAGAAGAGGGAGAGAAUACUGUAGAAGCUAGGAAUUCAAGAGAAUAUUAAUCAGAAUGAGACUCAAUUAGAUACAUUAUCAUCGUAUAAGAAUGAGAAGGAUGAAAAUGAGGAUAUUCUCAACGAUAUAAAGAUUUAAUAAUAAUAAUUUAUCAAACGAUAGACACUGAAUAGCAAGAAGAGCAUUUAUCAAUAAGUGCCUGAAACAGUGAAGCACAUAUUCAGCAAGUAGAAGUCAUUAGAAAUAUAGUAUUAUAAAGAUAUCGAAUGCGAAUAUUCUCUAUUCAUAUUCCAUUUUAAUAAUAAAUUUAGGAAGUUUUGCUAUAGAACAACUAAAUCAUUCAUUUUCAAAUUGAUUUUGAAUAGUUCAAUUUGUUCUUCUGUAGCUACGAUGAUCAUUAUAUCAUUUGAUGACAAUUUGCCUUCUUUGCAUACAAAUAACUUAAAUACAUUUUAUGAAUAUCAUUUGUUAGCUGUGAAUCUAAUCAUUGCAAUUACUUAUAUUCUGGAGAUCAUUUCUCAAGGGAUGUUAUUGGAUUAAGGAGCAUUCUGUAGAGACAUUUGGAGAUUCAUAGAUAUCUUAUAUUUGAUUAGUUAUUAUUUGUCCUUUAUGACUCUGUCUCCAUUUUUGAAAUUCUCACUUUAUCUAAGUACUUAUAAUAAUAGUAUACAUAUUUUUAGUUUAUUUACGUCCUUUGAUGAUGAUAAACAUGUUUCAAAGUAUUUCAGGUAUUAAAAAUGCCAUGAGUUUGAGCUUAGUUUAAAUUCUAAAUAUUAUAGGAGUAAUUUUGCUAGUCUUCUUGAUAUUUGAUGUAAUAGGAAUGCAUUUAUACUAAAACAAAAUGGGAUAUUGUGAAGAUCUAAUGAGUUUCCAUAUAAAUAAGGAUCAAUGCUUGCAAGAAAACAAGAAUUGGAUCAUUCACCCAUACAAUUUCGAAAAUAUUUUAAAUGGAUUAUUGACAUUAUUCUUGGUGGCAUCUUUGGAUGGAUGGGGAGAAAUCAUGCAAGUAUGCUUUAAUGCAAAUGAUUCUAUGUAUGGUCCUACUCCUCUAAAAACCUAAUGGGCUACCUACCUAUUCUUUAUUUUGUUUAUUUUCAUAGGAGCCAUGUUUUUCAUGGGGUUCCUUACAGGUGUUCUCUUCACAGAAUUUUAAAAGUAUACUAAAAAGCUUGAAAAUAAGUUUUUGACUAGUGAUCAAUCAUAAUUUCUGAAAAUCUCAGAAUUGAUUUUGGAAUAAAGUCCUGGGUACAGUAAUCCUCCUAAGACACCCCUUAGAAGAUUGUGUUACAGAAUUGUGUUUAGUCAAUUAUACCAUAAGUACUUCAUAGUUGUGUUAUGUGUCAAUACAAUUGUGUUAUGUUUAUUCUAUUCAGAUGCAUCAUAUGAAUACAUGGCAAAUCUAAAUAAGACUUAUUAAGUGUUGACAGGAGUGUUCGCUCUUGAUACGAUCAUCAAGUUGUUGGCUUAUGGUCCAACUAGAUAUUUUGGUAUAUAUAGUGUUACUAUUUAAAGCUACUAAUUGGAGAGUCAUUGAAUUGUCUCUUUCAUUCAUCGCUGUUGCUGAUUUUAUCUAUGAUAGUUAUUGGGGAUGGUUUACUACUUUCUUAAGUGCGAAUUAAUCUGACUAAUAUUUCACCUUCUAUAGGAUCUUGUUUUGUUUACGAGACAUCCGUAUAUUGCUGAUAAUUUAGGAAUUCAAGGGACUAUUGAGAUUGUUGAGAGUGCUUUGGUUUUCAAUGCCUCUGUUGUUAAAGAUCUUAUACAUUCAAGUCAUAGCAUAAACUACAUAUGCUCUAAUAGGGAAGGAAUUAUUUUCGCAUAUAACCAAUGGAUCAGUAAUUGAUGACAAAUAUGCCAAUUUUAAGAACUUUAUUAAUUCGGCAUUAUUAAUGUUCAAGUGCACAACUGGUGAUGAUUGGAGAGCUCUGCUAAUUGAUUGCUCUACUUAAAACUAUUAUUGCAAGAGUGAUCACAAUUAAUGUGGUUCAUCAUGGUCUUUGCCAUUCUUUCUUUCAUAUUAUCUGUUUUCAAAUAUCAUCAUUAUGAACCUAUUUGUGCUAGCCUUAGUGGAUUAAUUUGAAAGUAAUCAAAUAAUAAUAUGUCUUAGAUUUCUUUAAUGCUUCGACGAAUGCCAUCCAGACAUUUGUGGAGAAUGUCGAUCAUUUCUGUAAUGUAUGGUGCAAAUACACAUAUGAAACUAAAGGAACCAAAAUGCAUACUCGUUUUAUCGCACGCUUUUUGCUAGAUUUACAUGAACCUUUAGGAGCACUGGAAGGAGAUAAUGUAUGGGAUGCAGCCAAGAGUGCUUCUAAUUUCAGAAUAAGAGCAAACAAACAAGGUUAUGUGUAUUUUAAUGAAUUACUUUAUGAAACUAUUCGAUUUGCUUUUAAAGAAAGUGUAUUCAAAUCAGGAUCAUUGAUUGGUAGAUCACAAAUGAAAUAAUUUGACUUAGCCAUGAAAAGGAAAAUGAAAGAGAAUAACAUGAAAUCAGAACAAUAAUAAGAUUAGGAAUAUUUUUAGGAUGAACAUAGUUCCAAGCAUUAAAACUUCAACAUCCUUUCAGAAUAUUUAAAUGUGUUGAUUGCUCUUAAGACAUGGGAAGCUUACACUUUGAAACUCAUAGAGAAAACUAAAAAUCUAGAUGAAUACACAGAAUAAACCAGUUCGUCAGAUAAUGAUCUGAAAAUGUCAAUGAAUAUCGGAGCCUCUGUUUCAAGGGCAUCUUAAAAUAGAUUAACUUAGACUAUAGACUUGGAUGAUCUUAGAGUGCAAAGGAAUUAUGGCCAUUUGAAUAUUUACAAGGAAACUAAAUCAUAUCAAUAUUACUAACAUUGCAUCAUAUUAGAACCCAUAAGCAAAUCGUCACCCUAAGAUACUACUGUUUAAAGAUCUCCUUCAAGUUUCCUUGAAAAUUAAAGUAACUCAUCAUUAACUCUUUUAGAAUAAGCUAAUGCUAACCCAAAGAAAACGAACAUCAAAAGAUAGUCGUCAUUAUUUAAACAAAAUGUGCAAUCAUUCAAAGAUGUGCUAGAAAAAGUAUUUUGA
Paramecium octaurelia is the source of this 6799-nucleotide messenger RNA. The record is from the annotation of a GenBank genome assembly. NCBI's taxonomy places the organism in Eukaryota, Ciliophora, Oligohymenophorea, Peniculida, Parameciidae.